UGAAAGCAGGAGGAGGAGGAGGAGAGAGAGGAGCGGACACGGAGGGAUGUAAAGAUGGCAGAGCUGCAAAUGUUACUGGAGGAGGAAAUCCCGGCUGGGAAGAGAGCCCUGCUGGAGAGCUACCAGAACCUGUCGAGGGUUGCGGAAUACUGCGAGAACAAUUAUGUGCAGGCCCAGGAUAAGAAGAAAGCCCUGGAGGAAACCAAAGCCUACACCACCCAGUCUCUGGCCAGCGUGGCCUACCAGAUCAAUGCCUUAGCCAACAACGUGCUGCAGCUGCUGGACAUUCAGGCUUCACAGCUGCGCCGGAUGGAGUCCUCCAUCAACCACAUCUCCCAGACUGUGGACAUCCACAAGGAGAAAGUCGCAAGACGAGAGAUUGGGAUUCUCACCACCAACAAGAACACGUCCCGAACCCACAAGAUCAUCGCCCCCGGAAAUAUGGAGCGGCCAGUUCGCUACAUCAGAAAGCCCAUCGACUACACCCUGCUGGACGACGUGGGCCACGGUGUUAAAUGGCUAAAGGCUAAGCAAGGGAACAGCCAACCUGCCAGAGCUAGUGGAGGAACUUUAUCAAGGACCAAUCCACCAACACAGAAACCACCAAGCCCACCCAUGGCAGGGCGGGGCACACUGGGACGAAACACACCCUACAAGACUCUGGAACCCGUCAAGCCUCCAGUGGUGCCAAACGACUACAUGACCAGUCCAGCUCGGCUGGGCGGUCAGAACAGCCCGGGGCGCACAGCCUCCCUCAACCAGAGACCCAGAACACACAGUGGAAGCAGUGGGGGCAGCGGUGGUCGAGAGAACAGCGGGAACAGCAUGGGCAUCCCUCUGGCCGUUCCAACACCCUCCCCUCCCAGUAUGGCACCAGUGGUUCCUCCAGGUCCAGGUCUAGGCCCAGUUCCGAUGUCCCAGUUCGGCACCAUCUCUCGGCAGAUCUCCAGGCACAACUCCUCCACCACCUCCUCCUCUGCCUCCAUGGUGUCGGCCACGGGCACAUACCGCCGAGCCCCCUCCAGCUCCUCCCAGUUCUCUGUGCCCCAGCCGCACCUCAACGGGGGUCCCACAUUCCCCCAGAACACAGCGCCUGUGCCCCAGCCGCCUCCUCCCAUGGUGCAGCUAACACCCCAGAUUCCUCUAACUGGCUUUGUGGCCAGAGUUCAGGAGAACAUAUCAGACAGCCCCUCCCCUCCGCCGCCACCGCUGCCUGAGGACACGCCCCUGUUUGAGGAUCCAGCUCCGCCCCCUCCCCCUCCUCCUGUGGACUACGAGGAAGAGGACGGUGCUAUGGUCCAUUAUAAUGACCCUUACGCUGACGGGGACCCUCACUGGGCCCCCAAGUCCUACAUAGAGAAGGUGGUGGCAAUCUACGACUACACCAAGGACAAGGACGACGAGCUUUCGUUCAUGGAGGGCGCCAUCAUCUACAUCAUUAAGAAGAACGACGAUGGCUGGUUCGAAGGCGUGUGCAACGGCGUGACCGGUCUAUUCCCCGGCAAUUACGUGGAAUCCAUCAUGCACUACGCCGACUAGCGCUGACCGCUAACCAUCGCAAACAAACAUUUCAAGUGCAUUAGGAUAUGACCGAAUGUUUGUUUACUUUGUCUAAGCACCGACGUAUUUAAGUAUUUGCUAUGCGCAACAAGUCGAGGAACUGAUUGAACACAAAGGCGAAUGCGGAAAGAGCAGCAGCGGAACGUCUUCGCUUCUUUCUAGCUAGGUCUUUUUUUUUGUUCUAUAUUUUGUACAUACGGUACUGUACGAAGCUGCCUGUAGAUCGUUAACUAGUGUGUGUGUGUGUGUGUGUUUUCAUGUGUGUUUCGUCAGUGUAGCGAGGCCAGUCUUUGCAGUAUGCCAACUUGUCGGCUAGGGCUUGUUUUUAUUCGGAACCGCUCGUUGUAAUUUUUUCCGUAAUUUACUGCCAAACUCUUCCCUUGUGUCGGGGAAGACGUGUUUUGAAUGUUGUUUCUAAAACGUGAAUCACGCCUGGCUGAAGAUUAGGCGAAAAAAAAAACUGGAAAAACGAUCAUUGUGAUUUUUGUUUUUUUCCAUUUUGCCUUCAGUGAUUGCCUACACUGUAAUUGACAUGUUCCACCUUCGUUGCUCUGGCUCGACCAGGGCGGAGGAAGGGUGCAGUAUUACUUGGAGUUUACUCUUCAGAUUGUCUUGUUUAUGUAGCCUGAGGGAAGAAUUUGGUGAAAAAAAAUCAAAUAUACAGUUUUCCACUUUCCCAAAAAAAUGAAGUUGAUCAGGUUUUGUGGUCUAGAUUUAGCUUGUUUAGCUUAGCGCUGGAGCUAACAAGCAUUGGAAAUUAAUAGUCACCCACAUCUUUAAUGUGAAAAAUCUGUCUCCCCAUUGAAAAUACAUUAUACAGCUUAUUAAUUAAUGUGUUGCAGUUAUGUUAGCGUUUAUAGUUCACAGUAGUUCAUACUGUAACCUAAACUACACUGACGGGUUUGCACCACCUUUACCCUCUCAGACCUGAACUAUCGCUGUCUCUAAUAUACUACUAUACAAUUUCAAUUGCAUUGGAAGCCUGUGUUAUAUUCUAUAUCAUUUUAUAUCAUAAACCACCCCUAAACAGUAAAAAAAAUACAUGGUUAAUCACGUUAAAUUAGUCAACCAAAAAAUUGGUUGGUCUGGCACAGCGGAUAACAACACCCCCUGUCAGUGAGCUACCACAUCAUUUGGAAGACUGGGGUUCAAUUCCUGCUCUGGGUGAUUGAAAGCUUUGUUACACCAAUAAAAGUCCUUGGGCAAGACUCCUAACACUACUCUACUCUGGAUAAAAGUGUCAGAUAAAUGCCAUAAAUGUAAAUAAAUGAACUAAAGAGACUUUAAUUUGGACACCAAACAUUUAUUGCUGGUCAACUACAUUUAGUGCGAGUGGUGAACUGUCUACACUUGAUUUAUUUGCUGAACUGUUCUUUUCAGGCUGUGUUUAUCAGACAGUAACACUGUUAAAUGAGAGAAUGCUGUGUUCCUCAUGGUUCCAGUUGGAGCCAUUUUCUUACUCAACUACUGAGAAAUGAUCAUCGGCUGAACAGCUGGCCUCUAGGCCUGGGCGACAGGAUGAUGGAAUUGACAAGUAGUCAGAUGGAGAUGAUUCAGAGGCGAUAAUGACAGUUUUGAGAAACAGAACUGACGGAGAACAAGUGAAUUUAGAGUGAUUUUACUCUCCGCAGUUUGAUAAAUGACAAACUCCCACAAAUGAACUUGUGUACAGUAGGAUUUAUUGUUGCAUUGUGGGUUUCUCUGUCAGGGGACGCAAUUGUCAUGCAACAAGUGAAAAACAAGCAAUUGAGGUGAAGUUAGCAGGACCUCAGUAUGUUUUUGAUGUCGCCCAGGGCUACUGUCCACAAAUGUGAAAUCUCAUCACUUAAUCACUUCCAUUUCACAUCACAUAUUGAUUUCAUCACAUGUUGUUUUUCAUGUUGACUGAUUUUGCUCAUUUUAAGUCACUUUAAUUUAUACUUUGUGUCCAAAAGUAUCCAGACACUUGCUCCUCUCUAACACUGCUUUAAAAAAACAGGUGGGAUUUGAGUCUAUUUGGCCGCGAGAUCAAUCAUUUAAUGCCUAAUAUUGUUAAAAGGUCUGUUCUGAGUAAUUUUUGUUUAUUUGAGCUCAAGCUAACACUCGUUGUUUUAAGAAACCAUCAGGCAAGCAGAAGCACAGUUUAGCUACUGUAUUUAUCGGACUAUAAGGUGCAGUGGAUUAUAAGGCACACUAAGGCUGGGUGCAGCAGCAUUAGCAAUAGCUAACAGCGCUACAUUGAGGAACCCUGAGUGUUCCAGUAAGUCAGGGUGAUAUCAGCUAGCCGUUUAUCCCACGUAGGUUGUUUUAACACAUUAAACAUGCAGACUACAGUCCGAUAUACCCACCUCUAAACAGCGAAGAAGCGCUGAAGAAGAGCUAGCACUCGUUAGCUGCCCGGUUAGCAGGUAAUGCUAGUACUGCUUCAGCCUUAGAGCUGGAGAAACUUGACUGAAACUCCUUACUGGUGGAAUUUAUACAUAUGGAUUACAAGGCGAAUUGAUGAUUUUGGUGAAAAUUAAAGGAUGAUUUUAAGUGUGCCUUAUAGUGCGAAAAAUACUUCAGCAAUUUAUGCUAAUUCUAGACUGCCUCUCCACUCAUACAGUAACUAAGCACUGAUAUAUGACUACUGAGUACAGAAGAAUGUAAACGUGGAUGAUUUUCUGAUAUUAUAUUCAGAGUAGCGUAAGCUUAGCGAUGUAGCUGACAGGAAUGCUAUGCCUGUGUAAUUUCCUAUGUCCGAACCUGCUGAUUGGAUGGGGUGUCUGGACACUUUUGAACAUAUACUGGUCACUUUAAAGCAGUUCAGAAUGCGCACUGAUCACUGUAUAGAAACAGUAUUGAUUUCUGAUCACUGUACUGAAGCAGAGGCAGCAGCCCAGGCACCGCUCUGUGUCUCAGGUGCUGUUUGAAGGCUGAUUAGCUGUGUGAAGGUUUUUAUUUAGGUUUAUUUAUUUAUUCAAGUGAAACAUGUGAGAAUGUAUCUCACUGAGAACUGUCCGAACCAUGACCAGUCAAUGUCAGUCAUUGCAAGGCCUUGUCUUUAGACGUGCAGAUGAUGCGCAGUCUAAAUGUCCUUCCCCAAGGUGCUCAGCAAUGAAUUUAUCUCUCAUCAUCUUGUAUAUAAUCUGUUUUCUCAAUUUCUGUACAGUCUUUUUUAUAAUAAAGCACUGUCCUGUA
This is a messenger RNA of Astyanax mexicanus (Mexican tetra), 4719 nucleotides long. RefSeq names its product abl-interactor 1b (gene abi1b). NCBI's taxonomy places the organism in Eukaryota, Metazoa, Chordata, Actinopteri, Characiformes, Acestrorhamphidae. Gene Ontology annotation, molecular function: SH3 domain binding. Gene Ontology annotation, cellular component: intracellular anatomical structure; lamellipodium. The record is from RefSeq and is a predicted model, not a curated record. The transcript is spliced from 11 exons. Bases 55 to 1539 code for a protein of 494 amino acids.